AUGGCUGAGCCUGCUACAACACAGCCGAUGAGCAGAGAGUUGCCCGAUGGAAUGGGCGACUCUGUGCCCGGAAAUGUGUCUGAAGUGGGAGUCAGUGAGGUAGGGAACCUGGGUCACGCCCCAGAUAAUGGCAAUGCCCUCCGGAAAGGGUACUUUAACGACACCGAAAUAACGGCUCUGAGUGGAGCACUUGCAGGGUUUUUAGCUGGGGUGGUGGUAUGUCCAUUAGACGUGGCAAAGACUCGACUACAGGCCCAAGGUUUGCAAGAAGUGGCCGUAGGUAAAACAGCUGGGUACAAGUAUUACAAUGGGAUAUGGGGCACUUUGACGACGAUUGUACGAGACGAAUCGGUAAGAGGGUUAUAUAAGGGCAUAGUACCGAUAGUUUUGGGUUAUUUUCCGACCUGGAUGAUAUAUUUUUCCGUGUACGAACGGUGCAAACUAACGUACCCGCAGCUUUUCCACAAUUCGGAGUUCUUGUCCCACUCUAUGUCUGCAUUGAGCGCUGGCGCGAUCUCCACCACAGUGACAAACCCGAUAUGGGUGGUAAAGACGCGGUUGAUGCUCCAAUCUGGUAAAGAUAUCAAGGGCAUGACGCACUACAAAAACACGCUCGAUGCGUUUGUCAAGAUUUACAAACACGAGGGGAUCAAAAGUUUUUACUCGGGAUUGGUCCCAUCGUUGUUCGGACUAUUGCAUGUAGCUAUCCACUUCCCGGUCUACGAACAGCUCAAGAAAAUAUUGCAUUGCUAUCCAUACAAGGAUCCACGACUGGCGUCUGAUUCCUCAUCGCCAGAAAACAUCGACAACCAGUCGAGUCAGUUGGGUCAGUUGGGUCGCUUGAUCCUAGCAUCUUGUGGGUCAAAGAUGAUCGCAUCGACUCUCACGUACCCACACGAAAUCCUUCGCACAGGGCUACAGCUCAAGUCAGAUGUCAAGCCUUCUAUCGGCUCGAUAAUACGAUCGACAUACUCGAAAGAAGGCAUAAGAGGCUUCUACUCGGGAUUCCUCACUAAUUUGCUGAGAACCGUGCCAGCAUCCGCAAUUACAUUGGUCUCGUUUGAAUACUUCAGGAAGCAUUUCAAACUCUGGAACGAUGAAAUGGUGUGA
Kluyveromyces marxianus DMKU3-1042 is the source of this 1110-nucleotide messenger RNA. It is a transcript of the gene YIA6, whose product is annotated as NAD+ transporter. The coding region runs from base 1 to 1110 and encodes 369 amino acids. The transcript has a single exon. Gene Ontology annotation, molecular function: NAD transmembrane transporter activity. Gene Ontology annotation, biological process: NAD transmembrane transport. The record is from RefSeq and is a predicted model, not a curated record. NCBI's taxonomy places the organism in Eukaryota, Fungi, Ascomycota, Saccharomycetes, Saccharomycetales, Saccharomycetaceae.